UUUUCGCUGUAUUGAAACCAUUUAAUUAUACAUGUAACCAUAAAUCAUCUACAUUCAAUAUUUGGUUACAGGGACUUAUUGAUUAUGUAUAAUCGGGUGUAAUUUAUGAUAUCUCUCCAAUUACAGGCCAAUUGUUACUUUUUGUUUAACCAGAAUGACGGAAAGAGAAGCUUAAUUAUUCAACUAUGGACUUUAUUCUAGCGGUUGAAAUCGGUAAAAAGGAAAUAAUUGUUUCAGGCGUAUAUAGAGUACAGCGACAUUACAAAGAUGUCUAAGACUAUGCUACAUAGGGGAGGUGAGGAAUGAAGCGAUUGCUAUGUAUUUGACAAUUUCUUUUACAUAUUAUCCAAUCUGGCUUUUCCACUGUGCACAAUCGAACUGAAUUAUGCUUUUAUUUAUCGCCUGUCUAUGAAUGGAGAAUAUUGAUUGAUUAGAACUGGACUAAAAGGCUGGAUAAAAAGAAGUAAAAGUUGAGGAGUUUUGUGCAACAAGUGCCCGAUCUGGUCGAGUUAUAUAUCAGCAAAAUCACUGAAAUUGUUCAUAGGGUUUAUAGCCACGUGUCUAAAGGGACUGAGGGGUGUGUCACUAUUCAUCAACCCCGGGGAAGUCAGUGGAUGAAGCAAGGAGGGUUUGAAAAACUACAAGAUGAGUGAGCUGUUGACAUGAACUCCCCUGUUUUACUGGUAUGGACCUUCCUUUCAAUUCUGGUCUCCGCCCUCGGAACCUAUUCCUUCAUCCAACCCGUCUGGAUCAUCACUCCAAAACAAACGGGAACCUUUGGACUCAUCAGCACAUGCGUCAGAAUUUUGGAUUUAACCAAUCAGGAUUUUGGCAAACAAAAGUGUGAAUUUUACGGCGGGUACUUUAAUCUGGGUAGCCUUCCAUCCGGGGCCUGGCAAGCCUCCUGUACACUGUUCGGGGGCGGUUGUAUUCUCUUAUGCUGUGGGGCAUUCCUGGCCGUGUGCACAUCAUGCAUUCCAAACGAAGCGGUCAAGUCGGUUACUGUCAUGGCGGGGUAUGUCCAAUUUAUAGCAGUGUUGGUGAUGAUUGCUGGCCUGUUCAUCUAUCCUCUGGGGUUUGAUUCUAAGUUUAUCCGGAAACACUGUGGAGAGAAAUCCCUCAUGUACAACAGUGACCAAUGUGAGAUAGGCUGGGGCCUCGUUCUGGCCAUCGUGGGGACAGCCUUGGCCAUGUUCUGUCCAGUCCUCUCUCAGUACACAGACAUGCAAACCACAGACCUUGUCUGAUGCCAAGCAUCAUAAAACUCGUAUUAUGCAUUUAUAUAAUAUAUGUCAUUGUGUAUACAUGUGCUCGUUAGAUUUCAUUAAAUAUUUGGAAACAAUA
Messenger RNA from Saccostrea echinata, 1344 nucleotides. Its product is annotated as LHFPL tetraspan subfamily member 2a protein-like. The transcript is spliced from 3 exons. The record is from RefSeq and is a predicted model, not a curated record. Gene Ontology annotation, cellular component: membrane. Lineage: Eukaryota; Metazoa; Mollusca; Bivalvia; Ostreida; Ostreidae. The coding region runs from base 663 to 1247 and encodes 194 amino acids.